Messenger RNA from Astyanax mexicanus (Mexican tetra), 5530 nucleotides. It is a transcript of the gene cep57, whose product is annotated as centrosomal protein 57. The transcript is spliced from 10 exons. The record is from RefSeq and is a predicted model, not a curated record. NCBI's taxonomy places the organism in Eukaryota, Metazoa, Chordata, Actinopteri, Characiformes, Acestrorhamphidae. Gene Ontology annotation, molecular function: gamma-tubulin binding; identical protein binding; microtubule binding. Bases 160 to 1611 code for a protein of 483 amino acids. Gene Ontology annotation, cellular component: centrosome.
UUUACGCUUGUGUUUUAGCUGGUUGAGCGGUUCGGUGUAUGGCGGUAGGCGGUUGUUUGGUGUAGUAGUGUGUUGGUGAGUGUUUGGUGGUGUAUAAAGUGUGAAUAAUGAGGAGGAGACUGAACCCGGGCUGCAGAAGUGAACGCUGAGCGCGGAGUGAUGGACCCUGCGGCUAAACCUGCGGCUCCACACCGAGAGAAGGAGGUGCUGCCUGCGCCCUCUAGAGGCAGGGCGAUGUCUGACAGCGCGUCCCUGACCUCCUAUGCUGAGUACCCUGCUGGCCGACCCUUCAUCAACACACACUUACCUCGUAGACCUGUUAAAGCCUUUCCAGAGAGCAGCAGCGGAGCAAUCCUAUCGGCCCUGAAGAAUCUGCAGGAGAAGAUCCGCAGGCUGGAGCUGGAGAGGACCCAGGCCGAGCAGAACCUGCAGAGGCUCUCACGAGAAAGCUCUCUCACACAGAGCGCCCUGGAACGAGGACGCGAGAGCAGCCAUGCAGAGAAACCAAGGAACCAAGAUCUGGUGUGUCAGUUGGCUGCAGCCGAGGCUAAGUGUUCUUUGCUGGAGAAGCAGCUGGAGUAUAUGAAAAAGAUGGUGAGGAGCACCGAGUCUGACCGAACUGCUGUCCUCAAACGACAGGUGCGCGUGCAGGAGUCCGGUUUGUCUGACCCGUCUGAUGUUCAUGUGAAGCUGGAGAAGCUGGACAUGCUGGAGCGAGAGUACCAGAGACUGACCCGCACUCAAAACACCGCCGAGGCCAAGAUCAGAGAGCUGGAGAGGAAACUGCAGGAGGAGGAACACCAGAGGAAACUGGUUCAGGACAAAGCAGCACAGUUACAGACGGGCCUCGAGGCAAACCGUAUCCUGAUUCAGUCGGUAUCACCCCGCCUAUCCAGAUCAAAGAGCAAAAAAAAGAAAGCUGGAUCAAAGAAGCCCCUGCAGCAGCAGCAGUCUCUCACACAGCCGCAUUACAGACUGAGUUUAGGAGACGUUCCAUUUGUGGCAGGAACGUCUACUGGAGCGAGUCAUUCCGUCCGUGCCAACGUCCAGCACGUUCUCCACCUCCUCAAACAGCACAACCGCCAGCUCUGUAACGACCGUGUGCUCAGAGACACGCCCCUAGCCCAUGGAAAGGGGACCUCAGAGGGUCAUUCAGGCAGUAGCUCCUCCUCCUCCCUGUCUUCUUCCUGCAGUGAAGAGCUGUCGGACCUGCUGCUCGCCCUGCAGGAUGAGUUCGGAAGCAUGAGCUUUGAGCAUCAGGAGCUGGGUAAGCAGAUCCAGGCAUGUCGAUCCGAUCGGUUAAGGCAGGAUCUGGAGAGAGAGAUGGAGAACCUGGUGAAGAAGAUGGAGGGAAAAGGAGAACAGAUCGCCAAAGUCCGACGACACCAAGCUCUGAUGGAGAAGUUGAAGAAGCAGUCUCGUCGGCAGAGUCCCGGUGGUGGUGGUGAGGUGAAAGUCACGACGACGGUCAGCACUCGUGGCCAGGGGGCCGAGUCGGUGAAGGUAAAGCACAGUCCGGGGGGCCGCAGUAAAGACAGUCUUCGGCUGCUCAAAGACAUGCGCUCCCUACAGACCUCCCUACGCUCAGACCAGGUAUCCUGGGACUACUGACACUCAGCAAACUGUCUAGUAAGCUAGACUGGGCUGGACCUUUUCUUCUUAGGGUGAGUCUAAUGAGUUCCAUCAUGGAGGAGUCGUCCAAGUUUGGCUGAUAGACUUGAAUGCUCAGAGCACAAUUCCACUGCACACCAGCAACCUGCAAUACAGUACUGCUGCCCAGAACACUGCUGUGGUCAUUCGGGCUUCAGGUUUUAGGGUUGAAUUUUAAAGAGAUAUAAAGAGAGUGGGUCUGUAUAAUGUGUUGAUUCUUACAGGUUGGUUUUAGCAGAUAGCUCAUGUUUGAACUGUCUGAUAAGUGCUUCUUGAGUUCAGAAUGGGAGAUGCUAGGCUAAUAUUGCUAACUAUCACUGGAAGUUGCACAAUCUAAUAUGAGUAAAUACUGUAUGUGGGUAAAAUCCUAUGGUGCUUUCAAACCUUCAGACCUUUCAGUUUGGAUUAAACCAAAACAUCAACCACAGUCCAGACCCCAGUUUAAUAUUACUAACAACAUUUUCACACCAGCACUAUUUGACUUUAAUUUGUUUACAUUCUUAGUCUGGUUUGUUUAGGCAGGUUAGAUAUCAGUACUCGCACUCGGAUGUGAACUAAAACAAGUGUAAACGAGACCCAUGAGAGGAGCUGAUCUCAGUUUGGUUCCAAACUCUGGAGCAGUUUGUAUUGCAAAUGUAAUUCGUUCUCGAUCCGAACUGAUUAUUAAAUAUACAUCUCAUAUUUGAGCUAAACGGCUGUUCAGGUGCAGUUUAAGCUGAUUUAUUAACCGGAAAAUUACUACAGCUAUAAACAAAUCCUGUCUCUGCCGGUGCUCGAUGCUAAGCUGCAAAACUCUGCUUAUCGGUGAAACUUCGCUUACCAGCACAACUUUGCUUACCACAUAACUGUGUGGACACAACACUACCCAUUGAAAACAUUGUGUUUGACAGUGCAGCAGCACAUUUUGUGUUCAGUGUUGAAGCAGCUUCACACUGCACAAAUAUACACCUUGGUCUGGAACACAGAACCUGCUUCCUGUAUUUACUUUUUUGCCCCUGCAGCAGACAGCUCUGACCACUCAGAGGAGAUAAUGUGCUUGUGUGGUUUAUUAGGGUACAUUAUUAUGCAUUGAAACCCUAAAAGAGAUUGUCUCAGUCUGGAUCUUCUAAACCAUGGUCUGAUUUUUUGGCAGUAUGAUUUAUUUAUUUAUUUUGAUAUUUUUUAAGAAACUGGUUGGACUUUUGUGCCAAGAUGAGACUGGUGACUGUUUCAGUCCAGUGAUUGUUAGCAUCAUUAGCCUACCAUCUUCCAUUUAAAGCUAAACUCAGAUACCAAACAUGCCUCGACUGAUCAACUGCGUCUGGGGUCUGUUAUCACUCAUGUUCAAAAUGUCCUUGCGAUAUUGGAAUAUUGUAAUAUUUUCAGCAGCUGAAAUAGCCCUCUUUUUUUUUUUAAACAGUCUAUAGCUAUGUUCACACAGCAGGUAAAAUUGGCCCCAAUCUGAACUUUUACGUCAUGUGUGACACAAGUGUGUCGUUUGUUUGGCAGUGUAAACAGCAAAAAAACACACAAUUUAAUAUCAGUUCCUGUCUGGGCUCCUUCAAUAUGUGGUAUUCGUAUACGACUGGAGUCCAGCUGCAGUCUGAACUCACUCAUAGCGCUUUGGAUUUUGACUGGGAUUAAAGUGAAACUUAACGUGAAGCGAUGCACUGUCAUGUAUGUGUGCCGUUUGCAAAGCACAAACUGGUCAGACAAAUGUCAGAUAUGGGUCACAUUUAAAAAGAUUGUGUGAACAACCUAAACUAAAUAUCAAAUUUGGUCAGAAAAUGGAACUUUUACUUGCUGUGUGAAUGUAGCCUAAAUACAUGUGCCUGAAAUAUUACCAGAAUACAAUCCAAAUACUAAUCAUGUGAAGUGACCAGGUGUAAACAGGGUUUAUUUGAAGGUGUACGUGUAUAUAUAAUUUUGUUUUCCCAGUGUAUCACCCCAGUUUUUUCAUUUUCCUUUAUGAUCAUCAUUCCUAGUCUGAAUUUAUCCCAAAUUUGCAUUGUCUAUCUGUCUAUCUGAAGAACAUUACCUUGUAUCAUUACCUCUGACCAAAAAAAGCUGACCACUUAUGAUUUAAAAAAAAACAGAAAUAUUAGCAGCCUGCGUAAUUAUUUCUGCAAUACAGUACCAGUCAAAAGUUUGGACACACCUUCUCACUCAAAGUUUUUUUUUCCUCUCUAUCUCUCUCUCUCUCUCUCUCUCCACAUUGUAAAUAAAUACUGAAGUCCUGAUGAGGGCCAGUUUUAUCAUAACGAUUUUGGUGUUUUUUCGACUGUACUUGAGAAUACUUUUCAAUACAUUUCAAAGUUCUUGAAAUGUUUCAGACUGACUUUCUGAAAGUUAUUUGUUUUCUUUACUUAGUUGAGUAUUUCUUGCCAUAAUAUGGAUUAGAACAUUACUCUUAUAGAGCUCUUCACUGUAUACCAACUCUAUCUCUUCACAACUUUACCACUGAUGCUCUCAAACACAUUAAGAGUCAAGAAAUUCAAGUAAUUAACUCUUGUUCAGCACAGCUGUUAACUGAAACCAUUCCAGGUGACUCCACCUCAUAAAGCUGACUGGAACCAUAAAUAAUUCAUAAAUAAUUCCAUUAAGUUUUUCUUUAUAGUUUGUACGACUUUAGUAUUAAUCUACAAUGCAGAACAUUUUUUUUAAAUAAUAAUAAAAAAGUUGUGUCCAAACUUUUAACUGAUACUAUGGUAGACAGUUGGACAGUUGUGUUUUCAGCUGGUAAAAGUGUUGGCUCAAGUGGAUAGAUCAGUGCUGUUAUCGAGACUGUUUCUUAACCUUCGUCCUGGUGUCAACCUAUUCUCCACAUUUUAGUGGAGUCCCACAGCAUUAACACACUCUCUGACACUCAGUAAGAGCGUCUUCAUGAUCUGGUUAGUUGGAUCAUGUGUGGGCAGGGGGUCCAGGAUGGAGAAAGAAUAGCUGCACUCUAAAGUCUAAGCUGCAGUUAAUGUACUAUAUGUCCCAUGAGGACUCCUACCUUCUACACAGUCUGUAAGUCACACACACAUGGUACGAAGAUGUAAUAACAAGGCUUUGUUGUGACAUCAUGGCAUGAAACUCGCAUUUUGUUUAUUCCUGUAAUACUUUGAAAAGAUGUUUGUUUGGAGCCAUUUUAUAGUCAAAGUAGCAGUAUUAUAUUUGCUUGCUGAGGCUGAAGCUGCUAUAGGUUCAUGGUAAACUGUGGACUAGGGUCUGGCUUGGUGGUGAAGUCGCACACGAAAACAUUUUAAAUCGAAUCAUUUUCUGCCUCUUUUUGUGGCCGAUAGCCAUGAAGGAUACAUCAGUUGCGUCCUCAUAACAGCUCUGGACUUUGACUACAUUUUUUGACUGUACAUAUAAAAAAUGCAGCCGACUUUGUCUGAAGUCUAGGCUUUGGAAUGCAGCUACUAUUUUAAACAAAAGGAUGGGCUUAUUAUUAUGGAUGAAAUGAUACAUGCGUUGCCAGGUGUGAGUUUUUUUGUUUGUUAUUUGUUUCUUUGGGCUGUGCAGUUGUGUGAAUUUUUUUGCCUUGACAUAUUAAAGAAUCCAGCUAUGUUAUUCUGAACACUACUGGAAACUGUCCACAGUGAAAUUGGGUUUAUUAGUAGUGAUGGACCAAUCUGAUUCGGAAGCAUGACAGUUGAUACCAAUACAAACUGAGAUGCAACAACUUUUUAUAUAUUUUUUUUUGGAGCAAACUAUAUACACAGAUACACUGAUUUAAAAUGCAUUCCUAAUGACUUCAUCCCAACAUAUAUUAUACAGGUAGCCCACAUUGAUUAUACAAACUGUCAUGAAUGUGGGCUACUUCUCGGUAAUGUUUAGCAUGUUUGCUAACAAUUUCUGUAAUUGACUCACAUGAAUUCCCUUCAGGUGCUGAAUAAACUGGUUAAAUACUGUA